Gekko japonicus is the source of this 936-nucleotide messenger RNA. RefSeq names its product glutathione peroxidase 7 (gene GPX7). The transcript has 3 exons. Gene Ontology annotation, biological process: response to oxidative stress. The coding region runs from base 1 to 507 and encodes 168 amino acids. Lineage: Eukaryota; Metazoa; Chordata; Lepidosauria; Squamata; Gekkonidae. The record is from RefSeq and is a predicted model, not a curated record. Gene Ontology annotation, molecular function: glutathione peroxidase activity.
AUGGACAGUGAAGAAGAGACUCACUGUGGCAGACGUGCUGGAUUUCCAGAUGCACUGUGGGCAAAUGGCGGACUGGUUGGGGUGUCCUUAGUUGUUAAUGUUGCAAGUGAGUGCGGCUAUACUGACAGCCAUUACAAAGCCCUACAGCAGCUACAGCGAGAACUGGGCUCAUAUCAUUUUAAUGUCCUCGCAUUCCCAUGUAAUCAGUUUGGGCAGCAGGAACCAGAUAGCAACAAAGAAAUUGAGAGUUUUGCUCGAAAAACAUAUGGAGUCUCUUUCCCCAUGUUCAGCAAAAUUGCAGUGAAGGGCACUGGUGCGAAUCCAGCCUUCAAAUAUCUAGUUGAAUCCACUGGUGAGGAGCCAACCUGGAACUUUUGGAAGUACUUGGUAGAUCCCAGUGGAAAUGUGGUAAAGGCUUGGGAUUCUACCGUCACUAUUGAAGAAAUAAAACCUUCUGUUACUGAGCUUGUCGGGAAUAUCAUCCUGAAGAAGAAAGAUGAACUGUGAUUUUUAAAAAAAAACUCUGCCAUUUUUAUACCUUUAAGAAUCACUUGUACAAUUUUGUAUUCAUAUUCCUAAAAGAAAAUUUAGUGACGAGAAUAUGAAAAGACAACAGUUAACUCCCAGGAGGUAAUGGGCAGUGGCUGGAGACCUUCAUAUGACACUGUGGCUAGAAAGGGCUGCUGUUCCCUUUUCAGCAAGAGUAGAUAAUGUACAGCCUCCACUGAUAAAAAGUCAAAUCACUUCUUUGUUGUCGUUUGGAAGAAUUUGUGACAUUCCUCUAUAAAUAAACAUAUUGCUAUAAUGAAGUGAUUUUACUGAUGACUGCAACUGUCUCUGAUUAUGACCAGUGCACUUUUCUCUGACAGACCCAAAAUAAAAGAAGAUUACAUUACAUUACAUUUGCGAUUUAUAUACCGCCCUAUCCAUAUGGCU